Lathyrus oleraceus (garden pea) is the source of this 2002-nucleotide messenger RNA. Its product is annotated as transcription factor MYB33. Lineage: Eukaryota; Viridiplantae; Streptophyta; Magnoliopsida; Fabales; Fabaceae. Bases 509 to 2002 code for a protein of 497 amino acids. The transcript is spliced from 2 exons. The record is from RefSeq and is a predicted model, not a curated record.
GAGAAAUCAAAGAUGUGUAUGUUUAAUUAUGUGUGCUAAAGUUUUCAAACUUUGUUAACUUUGUAGAUAUAUUGAAUCAUGAGUAGCAUUUCGAAGCCAAAACAGAAAGAGUCAUUUUUAUCAAGUGGAGGUGAUGUUGGCAAAAGCCCAAAGCGUAGCCGGUCGGUAUUACCGGUGGAAGAAGCUUAUCAAAGAGGUAACGCGGAAGGAGGGAAAGGUAGUGUAGAGAAUGAAGGCUAAAUCAACUUGUUUAUUGUUAAAACUACUAAGGCACAUAUAUAGUCUUUAGUAAUAACAGAAAGGAACGAAAUACUUGGCAUAACAAGACCGAAUCAAAAGACCUAUUCUGUCUCCUACAAACUAGGAAUUUAUUAAUUUACUUAAAGAAACUCUAAGACUAAUUUCAAACACUAAUUUCAAACAGCUAACAGUUCUUUCAAUCUCUCCCUUAAACUAAAUACCUUUAAACUAAUACUUAGCUUAUCUCUGUAAUAUCACAGGUAGUAUAAUGAAAGAUAGCCGGGCAGUAUUAUCGGGGGAGGAAGCUGAUCAAAGAGAUAACGCGGGAGGGGGAGAAGUUGCUCUAAAGAAAGGUCCAUGGACAAAGGAAGAGGAUGAAAUUUUGGUAGAUCAUAUUAAAAAGCAUGGAGAGGGAAACUGGAAUGCGGUCCAAAAGGAAUCCGGACUUGCUCGCUGUGGGAAAAGCUGUCGUCUCCGGUGGUUUAAUCACUUGAGGCCGGGACUGAAAAGGGGUCCAUUUACUGCUGAAGAAGAACGCAAAAUCCUCGAGUUCCACUUUCGGAAAGGAAGCAAGUGGGCUCAAAUGGCUGCCUUGUUGCCUGGACGUACAGAUAACGAGAUAAAGAACUUUUGGUAUGCAAGAUCUAAGAAACGGCAACGAGCUGGCUUACCAAUCUAUCCUGAAGAGAUAACAUCAAAACCUGCAAUAAAUGGCAGUCAAGAAAGUGCUGAGGCAUUGGCAAAUGAAUCCAGCCAGCAAGUUGAAACAGAAACCUUUAACUUGGAUAUAACUGACUUGGACCUUAAAUAUUACAAAUUCAGCCCAGAUAUGUUGCCACCAUUUUUUGAUAUUCAAGAUUACAAACCAAUAAGUGACUUGGUUGGACGGUACUCAGAUCCGUCUCAUAAUACCUUAUCCAUGCCUAGUGCAGUAGUGCAGCGCAGAUAUUUGUUCAGUGGCAGUAGUGCUGCUGACCCGGAAGUAUUUGAUCAGUAUAGCCAAUAUGCUAUGUUGUCUACUCCAUGUGAUCCGAUUCUUGACACCAACCUUGUUCAUGGAUAUGAUAAUCCUAUACCUGGUUUUCAUGCCAAGUCAAAUAUCUCUUAUCCUGAGCCCAUAUAUGGAUCCAUGAGGUUUGAGCCCCCUUCAUUCCAAAAUUUACCGCAACAGUGUAACUGGCCGCAACUUCCCUCAUUAGAGUAUGUUGACAUGUCGGUUCCGUGUCCUCCGAUUGACCCAAUUGACAAGUCGAUUCUGUUUCCUUCGAUUAACCCUGUUGACAAGUCGACUCUGUCUCCUUCGAUUAACCCUGUUGACAAGUCCAUUCCGUCUCCUUCGAUUGUUGACAAGUCGGUUCCGUCUCCUCCGAUUGACCCUUGUCCGUCCGUUCCAGAUUAUCCGGAUUGCAAUCAUUUUAUUGAUUCAAUAGUAAACUUCAAUUCAGAUCAAAAUUUGAAAGGCUCAAAUAUUGAUUCAUUGCAAACAAACACGGAUAACAAGGCUCCCAAUGAAGCAGACACUAGUACAAAAUGGAAUAGACAAGAUUAUGAUCAGCACACUGCUAUAGUUACUCUAGAUUAUGAUCAGCACACUGAUAUAGUUAGUCGCCAAAUAAACUUCUUAAAACGGGUCCGCUCAAAAAUUAAAAACCGUGGAUCAUUCAAUCGGCUUCCAGCUUAUUAUACUUCCAACAACGAAUAUAAUUUGAAUCGGAAAGAUUUGGUGCUACCAGAUGCUGUGAUGGAUUAUGGUUGGUAUUGA